Molecule: messenger RNA, 1529 nt
Organism: Protobothrops mucrosquamatus (brown spotted pit viper)
Lineage: Eukaryota; Metazoa; Chordata; Lepidosauria; Squamata; Viperidae
Product: signal recognition particle receptor subunit beta-like
Exons: 7
Coding region: 51-851 (266 amino acids)
Biological process (GO): protein targeting to ER
Cellular component (GO): signal recognition particle receptor complex
Source: RefSeq, a predicted model, not a curated record
CGUCGCUACAUGAUACGUAUUAAGCUGUCACGCGUGGUGAGCGGCUCAGCAUGAACGGGGUGAAAGUGACGCCCCAGCGCGAGGGGUUUCCCCCUCCCCAAGAUGCGCCCCUGCCGGCACAGGACUUGGCGCAGGUCCGGCUUUUGAUCUCGGUGGCGGUGGCCGUGUUCGUCGUCUUAGUUCUGGUAAUUUGGAAAAUUUUCCAAGCAAGAAAGAGCAGUCGGACAGCAGUGCUUCUGGCUGGUCUGUGUGACUCAGGAAAAACUCUUCUAUUUGUUAGGCUCUUAACAGAAAAUUUCCGAAAUACUCAGACUUCCAUAACUGAUAGUUCUGCCUUGUACAGAGUAAAAAAUGACAAGAAUAGGAAUGUGACUUUAAUUGACCUUCCUGGCCAUGAGAGCUUGCGGCUUCAGUUCCUGGAUAGGUUCAAGGCUGCAGCUAGGGCAAUUGUGUUUGUUGUGGAUAGUGUAGCUUUCCAACGGGAGAUGAAAGAUGUGGCAGAAUUUCUGUACCAGCUCCUGACUGACAACACAAUUCUGAAAAAUGCACCUCCCCUCUUAAUAGCCUGCAACAAACAAGAUGUUACAAUGGCAAAAUCUUCUAAGCUCAUACAGCAGCAACUGGAAAGAGAGCUCAAUACCUUACGAGUGACUCUCUCUGCUGCCCCAAGUACCAUGGAUAGUUCAAGCUCGGGAUCUGUCAUUCAGCUUGGGAAGAAGGGAAAGGAGUUUGACUUCUCUCAGAUGCCCAUGAAAGUCGAAUUUAUUGAGUGUAGUGCCAGAGGAAACAAAGGAGAGGAGGGUAGUUCUGACAUUAAUGACUUAGAAAAAUGGCUAGCAAAAAUUGCUUGAGCUUGAGUUUUUAAAAGGAGAGGUAGAGAGGAAGGUGGAAAAGAACAUCCCCUGGAAAAAGUAGGAAUUGUAAUGAGACAUGCAAUUUAAUAGAGCAAGAACUUGAGUUUUAAAUAGCAGUUUGGCUAGGAAAAAGAUGCACAUUUGGAACUGUAGCAGUGGUGAGGACAUUCAGUUUUUGCUUUCUAUUCAUUGUUCACAGAAAGGCACCGUUUGAAGUAUCCUUGUUCUUUAAAUAUAGCCUAGAAAAGUGUAGCUCCUUUUUAGCUUCCCAUUCUCAUUGUUGCAGAUAAUUUUCCUACUCUAUUUUAGGAAAAGACCCUUUAAAAAGGAGAAUCCUUGUUACACAAAAGUCACAAGAUGAAAAGGAACAUUUCUAGAUAUUCCUAGAUUCAAAUUCCUUUGCUUCUGCUUUCCUUCCAAUAGUCACCUCAUAUGAAAUGUUUGUGAUCCAUGUCAACUUGUUAUUCCUUCAUUUUCUAGAAAAUUUUAUAGGACUCUGGCAUGAGUAGAAUUUAGUGUUGUAACUAUAGUAAUGUAACAUAAAAAGGAAUAGGUGACUACUUCCAAUAUUCUGUGCAAUGCCUAGCAGUGUGGCCAUCCUAUCACUUGAUAUGUGUUGUUUUGCUUCUAAAAAUUGACUGAAUAAUUGGUACACAAGUUUAGAAAAUCCUUCCU